This is a messenger RNA of Drosophila navojoa, 1398 nucleotides long. It is a transcript of the gene Muc18B, whose product is annotated as Mucin 18B. NCBI's taxonomy places the organism in Eukaryota, Metazoa, Arthropoda, Insecta, Diptera, Drosophilidae. Gene Ontology annotation, molecular function: chitin binding. Gene Ontology annotation, cellular component: extracellular region. The record is from RefSeq and is a predicted model, not a curated record.
AUCCAGUUAGUCUGUCGAAACAAGUAACGAAUCGCAAGAGAUAGUACCAUCAGAGGAACAAAAAUCGAGCAAUAAGACCCGAAUAUGUUUAUCAUUCAAUUGGCACUCAGCGCCACCUGCCUGGCGCUGCUUGGAGCUGUCCACGCUGGCUACAGUCAGCCAUGCAGUGGCACGGAUUUCUUUGCUGAUGGACUUAAUUCUAACGCGUUCUAUGCGUGCCUUCCAUCAACAAAUGGGGACUACCAUCUAGUUCGCCUGAGGUGCCAGGAUAACAUGGUUUUCGAUUCGGAACAGGCUCAAUGUGUUGAUCUUCAGCGGGAUGCGGUCCCAGCUGAUGGUGGCGACAUUGAGAACCCCACAAUUCCACCUGGAAAUUUAGAUGAGAGUACUUCCGCAUCGCCUCCAGAGCCAACUGUUGCUCCAGGGCCUCCAAGUCCCACUGCAGCUCCUGAACCAUCUAAUCCAACUAAUGCUCCCGGAACCAGCGGAACAACGGUUGCUCCCGAACCAUCGAAUCCAACUAGUGAGCCCGGAACCAGCGGAACAACGAUUGCUCCUGAACCAUCAAAUCCAACAAAUGCUCCCGGAACCGGCGGAACAACGAUUGCUCCUGAACCAUCUAAUCCAACAAAUGCUCCCGGAACCGGCGGAACAACGAUUGCUCCUGAACCAUCUAAUCCAACAAAUGCUCCCGGAACCGGCGGAACAACGAUUGCUCCUGAACCAUCUAAUCCAACAAAUGCUCCCGGAACCGGCGGAACAACAAUUGCUCCUGAACCAUCUAAUCCAACUAAUGCUCCCGGAACCAGCGGAACAACGAUUGCUCCUGAGCCCAUCUAAUCCGACUAAUACUCCCGGAACCGGCGGAACAACGAUUGCUCCUGAACCAUCUAAUCCAACUAAUGCUCCCGGAACCGGCGGAACAACCGUUGCUCCUGAGCCCAGCGGACCAACAAAUGCUCCCGGAACAACAACAACAACAACGGAUGCUCCCGGAACUGGAUCGACCACCCCGGAACCUGACAUAAAGUGCGCAACAACUGGAUUCAUGCCCAAAACUGGAAACUGUUAUCAAUUCGUAUAUUGCUAUGAGGACAACGAGGGUGAUCUACACCCGAUAAUCCAAAAGUGCAUCAAUGGGCAGCAGUUUGAUCCGGGCUGCGGAUUCUGUAGGUCAAACUACGACUGCACCAAGCCUUCACCUAAUGGUGAAUGCAUUGUCGAGCAGGAGAAAUAAGUGCAGAAUUUGAAUGAUGAAAUAAAUAUCCCACUGUGUGUACUAUUAAGCAAUGCAUAACUAUAGCAACAUAUAUUUUUUUUCAAUCGUUGUGGAAUUUUUUUUGUAUGUUUUUUUUUUUUUUUGUUCAAAUGAAUAAACUUUAGUCUAAUUGAUGUUAA